AUGGUCAAGGGGCGCCUGUGGCCCUUUGCCGCUGCGCUGUGCGCCAGCUGCAUCGUCCUCUGGUGGCUCGCCCUCUCGCUCGCAGGUCCUGUUCCUGCCGCAUCUACCUGCCGGGUCGACCCGUCUCUACUACGAGAAUAUGGGCGGCACACGUUGAGCCUGUCGCGCGUCCACGAGGGAUCGGGCUACCGGGUGCAGCGGGUUCUCGAGCGGUUGGAGAGCGGCGAGGGCAUCAAGGCUGCGGUCAUCGGCGGCAGCGUGUCGAACGGCCACGGCAUGUCGCCUUCGGGCGUCCCGUUCGAGUACGGUGCUGUCAAGGCGCCUUGGCACACGUUCGUCUCGGCCUGGCUCAACACGACAUACGGGCCGCAGGCGUUCAUCAACGGCGCGAUGGCCGCGACCGACUCGACCUUCUUCCGUUACUGCUGGGCCGAGCGGAUCCGCCUGGCAGAGUCGGCGCCCGACUUGGUCCUCGUCGAGCUCGACGUGAACGACGUUGCAGACGAGCCCUCUCGCCUUGCAGCUGAGCUCCUCGUCCGCUCGAUCCUCCUCCUGCCCAACAAGCCUGCCGUCAUCUUUGUCGGCGCUUUCGCGCUCGUCUCGCAGUCGCGCCGGGACGGGAUCCUGAACGGCGGCGACGUCCACGCCCAAGUUGCGGCGUACUACGACGUGCCUCAUAUCUCGCUUCGCGGGCCAUUUCUCCCGGCGCUCACCGCCAACCACUCGCUCAGCCAGCCUUGGUUCAACGGCGACCCUCGUCACAUCGCCGCACCUCUACACCGAGCACUCGGCGACAUGGUCAUCGCGUUCCUGAGCGAGCAGCGCUGCUCGAUCGACGCCGCCGACCUCGUCCUCUCGAACGAGGGCUCGUUCUCGUUUUCCCAACUCGUCGGCGAGGUCCCCUCGCGUCUCAUGCGCGACGAGUGGGACGCGACGGUCGUUCACCCCGCCUCUCCGCCAGCCUGUCGCAUCGCAGGCUCGACGCUCGAGCCCGCCUCAGCAAGCCCCGACUGGUCCCUCUACUCGUUCCGCGACGUCAAGACGUACCUCGAGACGACCAAAGGCGCAGGGCGCACGAUCGAUUUCGACGUCGAGGUGCCGCCUGGAGCGGCCGGCGAGGUCGGCGUCGCGUUCCUGCGCUCGCCGCACUACAAGCUCGGCAAGGCCGUGUGUCGAGUCGGUGAGCAGGAGAAGGUACUGGACGGCUUCUGGUCGCGCAAGGCGUCCCUCACCGAGAUCGAGAUUGUCGCGAGGAACUUGCCGGUCGGGACCCACCGCCUCUCGUGCACGACCUCGAGCAAGGGCAAGGCGUUCCGGAUAGCAGCUAUCGCCUUGCCAGCACUCGCGCUCUUCCUGGCGGGCGCGACGGCGGGCUACCUUGCCUUCCCGACGUUCCUCGGCCCCGUCGUCCUCUCGGUCUCGCCCGACCCGCUCUUUCCGGUCGACCUCUCUUACCUCAAGACUCGUCCUUACGAUCCUCUUCCCGCAAGCCUCGUCCACCAGCGCAACCUCAACUACAAGCAGUGCGACGACGCGUUCACACUCCUGUGGCCUGCCGUUCACGAGGCGGCCCAGCAGUUCGCGCGCGACGGCAUCUCGCUCGACGAGCUCGACCGGCUCGAGCGCGAGGAGACGAGGGUCUCGAUCGUCGACGGUCAGCUGUACGUCAAGACGUUCCACGGCGAGUGGACCUCGAGGUCCUUCGCCGUCCUCGCCUCGCUCAACGAGGCGGUGCGCACCUCGCCCGACGUCUUUCCUGACGUAGAGUUCGUCUUCCGGGCGACCGACAACCUCGGGAACGGCGCUCACUUUGGAUUGACCAAGCGCGACUCGGACCGCAUGUUCCUCCUGCCCGACUUUGGCUUCUACUCGUGGCCCGAGCCUCGUGCUCUCGGCUGGCAAAAUGCUCGACGCAAGGCGAUCCAGUUCGACUCGAGCCUCAACUGGACCUCGAAGGAGGACAAGCUCUUUUGGCGCGGCGCAUACCUGUCGCAGCUCCGCCAUGAUCUUCGAGACGUCGCCAACGCCCACCCUUGGGGCGACAUCGGCGAGAUCAAGUGGGGCGAGGGCGCCGCAGGGUGGAUCACGAUGGAGGAGCACUGCGGCAAGCGCUAUCUGGCGGACGCCGACUCGCACUCGUACUCGGGCCGCCUCAAGUACCUCAUGCUGUGCCGCUCGGUCGUCGUCUCACACCGCAAGAAGUGGCGCCAGUCGUGGCACGGCGCGCUCGACGGUCGGCCCGGCUCGCCGACGCAGAACUUUGUCGAGCUCGGCUCAGAGAGCUGGGACGGCCUCGUCGAAGCGGUGGAGGAUCUGCGUGCGAGGCCGGCGCACGCAGAAGCUGUCGCCGAGAACGCCGUGCGGGCGCUGCGCGACCGAUACCUCACGCCGGCGAGCGUCGCGUGUUACUGGCGUCGAGUCCUAUCGGAGUACGCCACCCUGCAGCGCUUCGUCCCGACUCGAGGUGGCAUCGAUUUUGAGUCGUUCAUCCUCGCGCGAGAAGUCGACUACGCGCCGCAUUAG
Molecule: messenger RNA, 2523 nt
Organism: Rhodotorula graminis WP1
Lineage: Eukaryota; Fungi; Basidiomycota; Microbotryomycetes; Sporidiobolales; Sporidiobolaceae
Exons: 18
Coding region: 1-2523 (840 amino acids)
Source: RefSeq, a predicted model, not a curated record